This is a messenger RNA of Protopolystoma xenopodis, 426 nucleotides long. The record is from the annotation of a GenBank genome assembly. Lineage: Eukaryota; Metazoa; Platyhelminthes; Monogenea; Polystomatidea; Polystomatidae.
AUGCCACAAAUGUUGAACAGGAAAUUGGUCACUUUGAUCAGUUGUAAGUCUGUGCGAACGGUGGCGUCGCUCAAUGAGGAUGCCGGCGAAACGUCUGGCAAUCUACCAAGCAAACGGUGCGAGACUGAAAAUGCUCGUGGAUACUUUGGCAGAGGAGGCAGAACGAGUUACGUCGUCGCCCAUUCCUCUUCUGUACGCCUUUACGAUAAGGCCUCUCUCUCUCUCGGCGUGGAGCUCCGACACGGUCGAGAGGCCGAGUUCAAAAGGCCGGCCCGUCGGCUCAUGGCCAGAGGAGAAGAGCUCUUUUCUGGGGAUGGAUCAACCCGGACCGAGUGCAGAUUGGGGCUGAGCUGGUGUCUUGUUCUCGGCUUCGCGACACGCAUGAUCGCUCAGUCGUCGUGUGUACCGUCGGCCGGCGAGCGUUAG